GUGCGCCAGGACCUCCUCGGGAAACUCCAUGUGUCAGGCUGCGUGACAGGAAAAGAGCCCAAAAAAACUACAUUUAUGGGGCAUGCAGUGGUAAGGAGGAGGCCUGUGCUGACGGGACGCUUCUGCCAGUGAUGCUGAAACAAUGGAGAAGAAUGCUGGAAAGAAAAUGACCACGAAUAGCACUCCAGUGCAGAACGGCGCCUGGGCAGGCUGUGUGUUCCUGUUUCUGCGCUCUGCAUGUCCUCAUUUUGACCUGCUUGCUGCCUAUAAGGACCCGGACAGGAAAUUCAACCUUUUCAAAGUCAUCAGGCUAACGCUGUCAGACGCUGCAGGUGGCCUGGAUGGCUAUGAGAUCCUGAAGCUGCACGAUGCUGACCCCCAGCUGGGGGUGGAGGUGAAGUUUGUGGACGAGGCCGCAUGCCGAAGGUUUCUGGAGAGCUACGGCACCGGCUCCGUGCAGCAGUUCUUUGUUCAGCACGUCGGACGGGUUCUGCCUGGCCCGGAUGAGCUGGUGGUGGACACCCAGCUGAAGGCUGGAGACAACAUCCUUGACUUCUGCUUGGACGACCAGGACCUCUGUCUACAUCACAUCCAUCACUUACAGCCGGACCGUCUGCAGGAUGAUGAGGUCUCCCGGCUGGAGCAGCAGCUGCGGACCUUGGCGUUGGCCGACCGGAGCCCCUCCAACUCCGGACCGCCUUCUGCCAUUAAACAGGAAGUUCCCGUGGUGCCAGAUAACUGCUUCCUGUUUCAGAAGAGAAUGUUUGAUGACCGCCAGCUGACGUCGGCCGACCACCAGCGAUUCGCCACCAAUGUGGGGCGGGACUGGAAGAAGGUGGGACGAACCCUGCAGAAGACCUGCCGUGCCCUCAAGGGUCCCGCCAUCGACAACCUGGCGUACGAGUAUGAGCGGGAGGGGCUGUACGAGCAGGCCUAUCAGCUGCUGAGCCGCUUCAUCCAGGCGGAGGGCAAGGGGGCCCGUCUCGGCCGGCUCAUCGCCGCCCUGGAGGAGAACAAACUCAUCGGCCUCGCAGAGAUCAUGCUGGGCAUCCAGCCAAAGGAGUGACCUGAGCAAAAAGGAGCAAAAUGCAUGCUCUCUGAGGCCGUGUGCGU
This is a messenger RNA of Megalops cyprinoides (Indo-Pacific tarpon), 1113 nucleotides long. RefSeq names its product tnfrsf1a-associated via death domain (gene tradd). The coding region runs from base 143 to 1066 and encodes 307 amino acids. The record is from RefSeq and is a predicted model, not a curated record. Gene Ontology annotation, cellular component: tumor necrosis factor receptor superfamily complex. NCBI's taxonomy places the organism in Eukaryota, Metazoa, Chordata, Actinopteri, Elopiformes, Megalopidae. Gene Ontology annotation, biological process: extrinsic apoptotic signaling pathway; positive regulation of canonical NF-kappaB signal transduction. The transcript has 6 exons. Gene Ontology annotation, molecular function: transmembrane receptor protein tyrosine kinase adaptor activity.